GUUAAAUUUUGACAAAUGCUCUACGUGUCUGUUGGGGACUGCAUAUGAAGUCGAAUUGAGAAUAUAUGAAAAAAAAGGAAUAAUAUGAAGGAAUUGUAUUUUAAGUGCAAGGUUUAAUCCCUCCUUUGCCCUGCAUGCUUUUAAUUCUAAUCCAUCCUCAGGCUAACACGUUUUAUGGCAACAGUCUCGCCGUGUUCGCUUUUUAGUCACCCACUGCUUUUAUUCUCUGGUGAGCUCUACCUGUGCAUACUGUAAUCACAGGUAAGGCAUUUACCCAGCGUUAAUUUUCUCUCCCUGUAUGACUGGCCAUAUUGUAGUUCUUCCCACACAUUUUAGCAACAUUUUUCUGCAUAUUGUGUCUUUAAAUAUAGUUAAUAUUGGUAUUUCAGCAUGCUAGAGAAAGUAACUGGGAAGGUAAAUUCAAAACCCAUUAAUGUUUCACUGGCUUCAGAUUUCAGGUUUUCCAAAUGUCUUGGGAUGUAUUGACGGGACAUACAUAGAAACGAGGUGUCCAGCCGAGAAGAUCGCUUCAACAUAUACAAACAGGCAUGACAAGAAGUCAUACGGCGUUCAGGCAAGUUGCACUGCUGAUCGCAAGUUUGUGGAUGUGUUCCUUGGUCCCGCAGGCAAGAUGCACGACGCUGACACAUUCAAGCGCAGUUUUGCUUUAGAUAAACUGCCAGGAGUUUGUGAAGGCAAGUAUCAUCUGCUUGGUGAUGCUGCCUAUCCACUCCGAGAAUAUCUCCUGACACCAUUCAGGGACUAUGGUUCCCUGACCCCUGAAUGUGUAAAAUAUAACUUGCGCUUGAGCCAAACACGAGUACGCAUUGAAAAUGCUUUUGGCUUGCUGAAAGGACGUUUCAGGCAACUUUUGUACUUGGAAUUCUGGACAGUAAAGAAGGCCACAUUGUUCAUUCUUGCAUGCUGCGUACUCCACAACAUGUGCAUUGAAGGAGGGGACAGUGGCCUUGACUGUGAGGAUGUGGGUACCACAAAUGCCAGCAGGCCAAACCCGAUUGAAAUGCUAGCUUCUGUAGACUCAAAAACAGAAAAAGUGCUGAAGCAGCUAGGAGAGAAAAAACGGAAGCAAAUUGUACGGUACCUUCAGACCAUUCAGUGAGCCGCGACUAUUUAGUACUGAAUCUGGCUGUUCAUAUAUUCUUUCGGUUUAGCUUCAUAAUGUCUUCCAUACCUCUUUCCUGGCCGUAAGAAAAAUGAGGGUUCAUUGCAGGUUCAUAUUAUUAUUUUCUAGUGGCAAUUUUACAUUAUUGAUAUUAGCAUGUAACACGAGAAUAAUGCAGGCAAUUGAAUAUAAUAUCUUAUUAAAUUAUGGUGGCUUUUCGUAGUGGUAACAGUAGUCCUGCUUAGAUAACAGAUGAAUGAAGGAAGCUGUCAAAACAAAUAUUUAGAGCAUUUAAGGACUUUAUCAUUUUCAAAGAUAUUGUGCCGGCAGGUUUUUUGUAAGUAGUAGGCUACAACAAAUUGUCUGCUUAUAAUUAACAUGUAGAAUAACACAGAAGUGUGGGAGGCAAGAGAGAGUGUACGCUGCAUUUUAAUGCUAGCUGCACUUGCUGCUGUUGACCAAGGAUGGCUGAGAGAGGGCCACCUGUACACUGCAUUUCCAUGCAUCAGUACCAAGAGUCUCGUGGUUAUGUGCUGCACUUUCAUAUUCUCUUGUUUGCUAAACCACAAUUCGUAACAUACCCUUACCAUGCCUUGUUCUCGCAGCUUGUUUUGCACAAGUGAUCCACAAAUAAAUAUUCUUUACCUUACUUAGGUUCUCUGUCAUCUGUCUUGAGCCAGACGCAGUGAGUUGUAAUAAAAUACAUCAUGAAUACUCACACGGUGUAUCGUUCAAUGUAUUUAUUAAGUAUUAUGAACAGAAGUGAAAUGGAGGAUACAAUAUGAUUUAAUAUGUGAUGAUCACAACAACACAUUGCACAGCAUUGCUACCUUUGCCUAAGUGGUGGUAAGGAAAAUGCACAAUGACGUGCUUCGUAGGUAAGAGGUAGACUAAAUGCACACUCAUCUUCUCCUAUUCUCUGCAUCUCAUCCUCCGGGCAGUUUUAUGUUCUUUUAGCCAAGGACCAAGUACAGAUGUCGCACACUACGGACUCCAGGAAGACGCUGCUACUGUAGACUGAUUUGGUGCCCCCAGCAGGUGUUUCAACAGCUCCACCUUCUCUUUGUGUCGUUGUUCUCGCUGCUUUUCUCUAUCUUCAUGAAUUUUCCACAUCAUUUCCGGGAUGCUUAGUUUUGAUCUUUUGGGUGCAACUGUGUCAUUUUGCUUCUCUGAUCUAUACUCAACCCUUCCUGGUCGCAAAAGCUCAGGCUCAAAACUGUCGUCUAUGGAUUUAAUCUUGGCCAAUUCGUUGUCAAAGGGUAUUUCUGUGGGCUCGGCACCUGAGGUUGCAUUGUGUUUUUGCUUCAGAGCACCUCUUUUUUAUGGUCUUAAAUCUGUUCUGGCACUGCUCUGCAGUUUUGCAGUGUCCUGUUUCAUCUUCUAUAUCUAGAGCAAUUGCAGCCCACAUGGCCUUCUUGUUCUUAAAUCUUUUCAUCGGGCCCACUUGGCUCAAGUAAUCAUAAAAUUUGUCCAGAAGGACCUUUGUUUCCCCUUCACUCCAUUCACUUGUUUGAGAAAUCUUCGCGUCCUGAUCAUUUCUUUCAUCAGCAUCUGGGCUGCUAGACAAGCUGCUGCUCGCAAUUCCUGAUGGUCCUGCGACUGCACUCGGACCAUCGGCUUUCGCAUUGCUGUUCGCACUGCCGGUGAUCGACUCUACCAACGCAUGCAGCUUUGUCGGAUCUGUAAAGCGUAAAAAAUUAUUUCGUAUAAAUAUGUGGCUUCCCAUAUUUGUGCUACUAGAACUUGCUGGGAGCAGGCCGCGGAAGCGCAUCGCGCUGUGUUGCUGGCAAUACGCUCGGCUGCCCGCGCGUACGUUGCUAAAAACGAAUACUUACUCGCCAGAACAUCGUUCAUUUCAUCCACAGACAUCGCCACAUGAUGUCUCUUGCCAUUAAUUAUAAAAUCCAUUUGUGUUUGAUUGUAGCCGGGUAUGCUGGAGCACGCAGUUUGACAAGGUUCGAGCUUGCCGCGGAUGCUCAGCACCUGUAAACAACCAAAUAUGCGCGCGCGCGCGUGUUCGCGCACGUUUUGCGCGCCAGGGGCAUGGUGGCACUGCAUGCAGGCACCUG
Dermacentor andersoni is the source of this 3192-nucleotide messenger RNA. RefSeq names its product putative nuclease HARBI1. Lineage: Eukaryota; Metazoa; Arthropoda; Arachnida; Ixodida; Ixodidae. The record is from RefSeq and is a predicted model, not a curated record.